CCCUCGGCCCCCACCGUAGUUUGAUUGAAGCACGGUAACUCCGUAGCCACAAGCUGGAACAAAUAUUGAUGGGAAAUGGAGAAAGAAAAGAGUAUUUAGAUUGGUAAAGUUAGCUUCAAAGCCCUGGCAGAUGGUUUUUGUAGUAAGACCAAAGUUAUUUGUAUCUACUGUUGCUGUGUUUGACUUAUCACGGAUUACAUGGCCUGCCAGAGACUGGAGCAGUGCAGCCUGCAAUGAAGUGGCCUGGGAGCUGAAAAAACAGUGAGGUGGACCAGAGCCCCAGCAGGGAUGAACGUGUCUGCCAGGUCCUACCAAGAGGAGGUGUUCCUGGGUAACACCACUCUGGCUUACCUCCCCAACUCCAGCCUGCCUUCAGACAAGAGCGGCACCAUGAAACCUGCAUCUUGUGAGCAAGUCCACAUUGCAGUGGAGCUCUUUCUGAUUCUGGGGAUCAUCUCCCUGCUAGAGAACAUCCUGGUCAUCACAGCCAUUGUUAAGAACAAGAACCUUCAUUCGCCGAUGUACUUCUUUGUCUGCAGUUUGGCUGUAGCUGACAUGCUAGUGAGCGUGUCCAACGCCUGGGAAACGGUGGUGAUUUACCUGCUCAACAACAAACAGCUGGUGGUGGAGGAGCACUUCAUCCGACACAUGGACAACGUGUUUGACUCCAUGAUCUGCAUCUCUGUGGUUGCAUCCAUGUGCAGUCUGGUGGCCAUUGCUGUGGACAGGUACAUCACCAUCUUCUACGCACUGAGGUACCACAACAUCAUGACAGUGAGGCGAGCUGGCUGCAUCAUCGGGGGGAUCUGGACCUUCUGCACGGGCUGCGGGAUCAUCUUCAUCAUCUACUCGGACACCACCUCUGUCAUCAUCUGCCUGGUGGCCAUGUUCUUCAGCAUGCUUCUCAUCAUGGCCUCCCUUUACAGUCACAUGUUCAUGCUGGCACGCUCACACGUCAAGCGCAUCGCAGCCCUGCCCGGCCACAGCAGCGUCCACCAGCGGACCAGCAUGAAGGGCGCCAUCACCCUCACCAUUCUCCUGGGCAUCUUCAUCAUCUGCUGGGCUCCCUUCUUCCUCCACCUCAUCCUCAUGAUAUCCUGCCCAAAGAACGUCUACUGCUUGUGCUUCAUGUCCCACUUCAACCUGUACCUCAUCCUCAUCAUGUGCAACUCCGUCAUCGACCCGCUCAUUUAUGCCUUCAGGAGCCAGGAGAUGCGCAAAACUUUCAAGGAGCUCUUGUGUUGUUUCAACCUCCGGACCUGCUACACCAACAUCUGCACUCUGAUCGCUGAGUGGUCAGCGUCAGAGUCCAGUAGUUGACCGGCAUUGGAGAUUGUAUACAUACGGUACGUACUUAGAUGCAGUAAACUGUGCAGGUACUGAUAUUAAAUCAUAUUAUGAUAUCAUAGAAAACUGUUGGACUGUUCUAAGUGAUACAUGAUUUAUCUGGUUCCUCUAUCCUCCACUGAAUCGGUGUCGUUUGCUUGCUGUGAGGCUCUCAGCGAGGGAUGCUCCCAUCAUUGUUUUAUGCUGCCAAGUGAAUGAAAUCCCUUUUCCGACUGAGACUGAACCAUGGCCUCUGAUUUGAAGGUGUUGAGUAUCAUUCCAGAAGCUUCACACUCAGAUGCAAACCGUCAAACCGGUACACCACUGGACAACAUCUGCCGCAGUUCAGAUCGGUGGCAACUUCUUAUUGGCCGCGUCUGCACAAUCUGAAAUGUGUAAAAAGAGCCGGGCAGGGAGAGAAGGGGCUUUUUGCAGCUGUGCUGUUCUAAGACCCGCUUACUAGUAGGCCGACAGGGACUGUUAUAAGCCCGGAUGUCUGUAUUAGGUUUGUGGUGUCAGGAAUAAA
Doryrhamphus excisus (bluestripe pipefish) is the source of this 1852-nucleotide messenger RNA. RefSeq names its product melanocortin 5a receptor (gene mc5ra). NCBI's taxonomy places the organism in Eukaryota, Metazoa, Chordata, Actinopteri, Syngnathiformes, Syngnathidae. Gene Ontology annotation, biological process: G protein-coupled receptor signaling pathway. Gene Ontology annotation, molecular function: melanocortin receptor activity. The record is from RefSeq and is a predicted model, not a curated record. Gene Ontology annotation, cellular component: membrane.